Molecule: messenger RNA, 1644 nt
Organism: Penicillium malachiteum
Lineage: Eukaryota; Fungi; Ascomycota; Eurotiomycetes; Eurotiales; Aspergillaceae
Product: cytochrome P450
Exons: 4
Coding region: 1-1644 (547 amino acids)
Molecular function (GO): oxidoreductase activity, acting on paired donors, with incorporation or reduction of molecular oxygen; iron ion binding; monooxygenase activity
Source: RefSeq, a predicted model, not a curated record
AUGUUGCUCCCACUAUCUAUAGGUGCCACCCUUGGCAUCGGAAUGCACCUUGUUCUCUUCAUUAGAGGAGAAUGGCAUGUCCAAGCGCCAGAUAUUCUAUUGGGCCAUCUUCUUCUCUUCAUUUCUUUGGGUGUUUGGGUGAAUGAGGCUGGAUGUAUUAUCCUUGGAUAUCUUACUGCCCUUUUCUCGAGUAUCGUCACUUAUCGACUCUUUUUCCACCGGCUACGGAGUUUUCCCGGUCCUAUCUGGGCCCGUAUUAGCAAGAUUGGACAUGUUUGGAAAGCAAGAAAUGCCCAGAACCAUUUAUUUCUCACCGAUCUUCAUCAUCAAUACGGUGAUUUUGUACGAACAGGCCCUAGCGAGCUCACUAUAUAUCAUCCUGGUGUCUUCAUGUCAAUUGACGGCCCUUUAACUAAAUGUGACAAAGCUGAAUGGUACGAUAUCCUUCAUCCGAACAAGGCUCUUGUUACUGCUCGUACCAAGGAGCACCAUUCGGGAAGGCGUCGACAGUGGAAUCGGGGAUUCACAUCUACUGCGUUAAAACAAUACCAUGAGCGUGUUCUUCCGUUCAUUGAUCAGCUUGAAGAGUGUAUUCAAGCUGAUAUAUCUGCUGGCAGAGUCUCGGAGACCUCAGAUCUGUUUUAUUGGCUCGGAUUUGAUCGUAUGGGUGACCUGAUCUUCGGUGAGGCAUUCGGUAUGCUAUCUGAGAAGAAAUGGCAUUACAUUAUUGUUCUCCUCCAAAAGGCCUUGUCAAUUCUGGGACCCAUGAGCCCCGUUCCAUGGAUGGUGCAAAUUGCGUUUCAUCUUCUUCCACGAAUAUUGAUCCUAGGAGAUUGGUUCCGAAUGAGAGCUUGGUGCGAAGCCCAAAUGAUUAAGCGGAUGGGUAUAUCAUAUGAUGCAUCAAGGCCAUCGGAUAUCGCCCAAUACCUUAUCGAGGAAGGCCCAAAGGAUAUGAAACACCAAACGUGGCUAGCAGGUGACAGCCUCCUGGCUAUUGUCGCUGGUAGCGACCCAACCGCAGCCGUUUUGAUUGUGAUUUUCACUGAGCUCGCGGAUCGUCCUCAAGACGUUGAGAAGAUUCGGCGUGAGAUCGAGAAUCUCAACAUCGAGGAUCCCAACGAGCUGGCCAAAAAUUGCCCUCAUCUUGAGGCAGUGAUUCUAGAGUCUCUUCGCCUCUUCCCGGCACUCCCGACAGGGGGUUAUCGUAAGACACUGAAAGAAAGUAUCAACAUUGGCGGGACUUUCGUACCACCCGAGACAACAAUUGUGGCUCCAAGAUUCCCGAUCGCACGUCGUAAGGCAGCCCUCUUCGACAUUAAUGGCACAUUUUUAUUGAUACAUGAAAAAACAGGAGAGGACUGCUUCGAAAGACCCAAUGAGUUCAUCCCCGAGAGAUGGUACGAAAAGCCUGAAAUGGGACGGAACAAAGCCGCAUUUGCGCCGUUUGGAACCGGUCAUCAUGCGUGUCUUGGAAAGCCUCUGGCGAUGAGUGACAUGAGGUUCAUAACUGCACGGUUGAUCCGCCGAUACCGCUUUCGGUACCCCAAAGGCGAAACAGCUGAGACAGUCCGGAAUGCCUUCAAGGAUCAAUUUACUUCAAAGCCUGGGCAACUACGAUUGGUUUUUGAGGAGCGGGAGAAUUAG